Molecule: messenger RNA, 3108 nt
Organism: Desarmillaria tabescens
Lineage: Eukaryota; Fungi; Basidiomycota; Agaricomycetes; Agaricales; Physalacriaceae
Product: CAS/CSE protein
Exons: 12
Coding region: 56-3013 (985 amino acids)
Biological process (GO): protein import into nucleus; protein export from nucleus
Cellular component (GO): nuclear envelope; cytosol
Molecular function (GO): nuclear export signal receptor activity; small GTPase binding
Source: RefSeq, a predicted model, not a curated record
AAGACGAGGACGUUCCUUUUGCGCUUGAGCCUCUUGAACUCGUACAGCUUCCUCCAUGUCCGAACUUCCUCAGCUCCUCCUCGCCUCACUCAAUCCAGCCACCAGAAAGCAGGCUGAACAAAGUCUCGACGCGUUCAGCGCUCAGCAGGGAUUUCUUUCCCAUCUUCUCCGCCUAGUUCUCGACCAGUCGCAAGAACGCGCCGUCAGGUUAUCGGGGAGCGUAUAUCUCAAGAACAUCGCGAAAUUGAAGUGGGAGGAAGAUGUUCAGCCACUUGCAGAGCAGGACAAAACUGUCUUGAGGUCCGAGUUGGUGCCAGCCAUGCUCGCCCUGUCUAACCCAACAGACAAAGCAAUACGCGCCCAAGUUGCCGAAUCCGUAUCGCUCAUAGCAGAACUGGAUUUUCCGGGAAAAUGGCCAGAUCUCAUUGAUCAACUGGUGUCAUCAUUAUCUGCGACGGAUUAUAACGUAAAUGUUGGCGUUUUACAAACAGCGCAUUCGAUCUUCAACCAGUGGCGCGCCCAUGUCCGCUCCGAUCAACUCUUCACCGAGAUAAACUUUGUAUUUUCAAAAUUCAUGGAUCCAUUCCUCCAGCUAUUCCGGCAGACUGCAACCCUCCUUCUCUCAAAUCCCAGCCCGAAUCCAGCUUUGACAACUCCCACUUCCAACUACAUGACAUUAGCACAAAGCAUGGUGCUGCUCAUUGAGAUCUUCCACGACUUCACCUGUCAAGAUCUGCCGCCAGCCAUAGAAGAUACCCAUGCUGAAUUCUUUGGAACAACACAAGGCUGGUUCCACAAUUUUAUGCCUUGGAAUCCACAAGAGCUCAGGGGAGACUCAGACGACCCUACUCCGUCGCUUCCUUCGCAGAUAAAAACCAGAAUCCUAGAGAUUGCAGAGCUCUUCCUCAAACUCUACCCUGAACAACUUCAACAAUCCGGAGCCGUGCAGACUUUGGUGCAAGACGUGUGGAGUUUAGUGGGAUCGAAUCAGCUACCAAACAUAAGCGAUGACCAGCUGGUUUCUCAAGCGCUCCGGUUCAUCUCAACUGCUAUACGAUCGGGUCACUACCAGUCUCUUUUCUCCUCGCCGAACAUUGUUUCCUCCCUAGUGGAAGGAGUAGUUGUUCCCAACACUUCUCUUCGCGAGCACGAUGUUGAACAAUUUGAGGAUGACCCUCUGGAGUACAUCCGUCUUGACCUCUCGCUUUCCUCUGCUGGAACCGAUCUUGCCACGAGGCGUCAUUCAGCGGCCGAUGUGCUGCAAGCCCUGGUAUCCAGCGGGUACGAGACGGCCACCACUGAAAUUGUCGGAAAAUGGAUAGAGACAGGUCUGAAACAGUAUGAAGCUAACAAGACUGAAAAUUGGAGAGCCAAGGAUAGCGCUAUCUAUCUACUAACGGCUGUUGCAACGAAGGGGUCCACGACUCAACAAGGUGUAACAUCGACGAACACACUUGUCGACGUGAUCAAGUUCUUUUCUGAACACGUUUUCCAAGACUUGGAAGCAUCUGCGGGCUCUGUCCACCCUAUUCUGCAAGUUGAUGCCAUUCGAUUCCUCUACACUUUCCGAAAUCAGUUAACGAAGCCUCAACUGAUGUCUGUAUUGCCACUUCUCAUACGCCACCUUGGGUCAGCCAACUAUGUUUGCUGUACUUACGCCGCGAUCACUAUCGACCGGAUUCUUUUCAUCAAGCAGGGUGGUCAGCUACUAUUUACUCAAACCGACAUCCAUGACUUUGCUGCUGAUCUUCUCAAUGCUCUACUGACAAAAAUCGAAUCCGCCGGAACACCUGAGAAGGUGGCGGAAAAUGACCACUUAAUGAAAUGUGUUAUGCGGGUAAUAUUCACAGCUCGUGAUGGUCUGACACCUGGAUAUGAACAGACGCUUGCUCGUCUUGUUGCCAUUUUGGGGGUCAUCUCUAAGAACCCUAGCAACCCUAAAUUUGACCAGUACAUCUUUGAAAGCAUAUCCGGAUUGAUCAGGUUUAUAGCUCCGGCAACUCCGACCAACUUAACAACUUUUGAACAAGCGCUAUUUGGUCCCUUUACAAUUAUCCUGCAACAGGACAUCGACCAGUACAUUCCUUAUGUCUUCCAGCUUCUCGCUCAAAUGCUUGACAUGCAUUCAAAGGAGGUGCCCACGGAAUAUCGAAGCUUACUCCCUUUCCUGCUCAUGCCUGCUAUUUGGCAACAGAAAGGCAGUGUUCCGGGACUUGUCAAGCUGCUGAGUGCAUACCUCUCGCACGACAGUGCUCAAAUGGUUGCGAAUAGACAGAUUGCAACAGUGCUUGGUGUGAUUCAACAACGUCUGAUACCCUCGAAACAGAAUGACGGUUGGGGUUUCGAACUCUUGCGAGCAGUCGUGCGAUACGUUGAUGGGGCCAGCCUUCAACCGUUCUUCAGAGACGUUAUCAUGACAAUACUCAAGCGAAUGCAAGCGACCAAAACGGACAAGUUUAUCUACCUCUUCGCCCAAUUCCUACUUUUCUCCUUCGCGAUCGAAGUUCCGGGCGGUUUAAACUGUGACUUCAUCAUCAGCACCAUUGAGAGCAUUCAGGCCAACUUGUGGUCACAGAUCCUCAUCAACUUCAUUCUUCCGGAGGCCUCUAGAAUUCCUAUCAAGGACCGAAAAGUCGCUGUAGUUGGACUUACUCGCUUGCUUACGGGCACGCAGUAUAUGUUGGUUGAACCAAGCAUUCGGACGUGGUCCCCGCUAUUCACUGUCUUGGUCAAGCAAUUCAACGAGCCACAGUAUCUUGAAGGUCCGAAGGAUGAUACUGCCGUAGGUUUGACAGAGAUUGAUUAUGAGGAGGCGACGGCGGGCUACCAGGCCGCUUUUUCGCGUCUCGCUGCGUCGGAAUCGGCGCCCGAGGACCCUGUUGCAUAUGUGAAGAAUCCCAAGCAAUACCUUGCUGAGCGUCUGAUGGCUAUGGAUAGGCAGAAAAUGGGGGUGCUUGUGUCUUCUGGAGACCGGGAGGUUGUUAAGCCGUUUUUGCAGAGUAUGGGUUUAUAGAAAGGUUAGCUGUGGCAUUUAAAUGUGAAUUGGUUGAGGGGCGAAGUAAUAUCAUGUGUAUGCACCAAUCAGAGUCUAUUAACUAACCAACAGGU